Molecule: messenger RNA, 1758 nt
Organism: Zophobas morio
Lineage: Eukaryota; Metazoa; Arthropoda; Insecta; Coleoptera; Tenebrionidae
Product: transcription factor Sox-9-A-like
Exons: 3
Coding region: 160-1356 (398 amino acids)
Biological process (GO): regulation of transcription by RNA polymerase II
Cellular component (GO): nucleus
Molecular function (GO): RNA polymerase II cis-regulatory region sequence-specific DNA binding; DNA-binding transcription factor activity, RNA polymerase II-specific
Source: RefSeq, a predicted model, not a curated record
UCAAAGCACUCUUUGAUUUGUGUUCUAGCAGAAGGUGUCAGUGCAUGCAAUCCGAACAGGACCUUAUUGUUUUAUAAUUGUUUGUCGUCAGGUGGUUGAGUUUCAUUCAUAAAUUUCUCGUGCGUAUAUCAGUGGCUGAUUAUUAUCUUUGACGUUGCAAUGUUAUCGACGAAUUCUAUGCCGCGAACAUCAACCGUUUCCAUCACCGCGUCAACGGCGACGACCGUCGCGGCGGCCGCCGUCUCUGUACUUCAAGAAAACGGCGGUCCUUCGCAGUCGGCUGGACCCAACGGUUCGUCCAAUUCGCAACAAAUCGACAAAAAUGAAAUCAACGAUGCAGUCACCAAAGUACUUCAAGGCUAUGACUGGACUCUGGUACCCAUCGCAUCCAAAGCAGCUUCCGACAAAAGAAAAUUGCAUGUGAAGAGACCGAUGAACGCGUUUAUGGUGUGGGCACAAGCUGCCAGAAGGAAACUAGCUGAUCAGUAUCCACAACUUCACAAUGCGGAACUGUCCAAAACUCUUGGCAAGUUGUGGAGACUGCUAAGUGACAUGGAUAAAAAACCUUUUAUUGAAGAAGCCGAAAGACUACGUGUAAUUCACAAACGAGAACAUCCCGAUUACAAAUAUCAACCUCGCAGACGAAAACAAAACAAAGGUCCUGGAGAUCCCCUGUUGCAACUACCUCACGGACAAAAUAUAACCUUCUCCCGUUCCCUAAAACAAGAGGACUCUCCGUGCAGUCCAAGAAGUCACAGUUCUACUUCUCCAUCAACGUGUUCGUCACAACCUCACAGUCCCGCUAUUCAGUCACAGACUCUACGAUCGUGUUUAGAGUCUCAACAUAAUUUGGACUUUAACAGAUUAUCCGACAUAGAUAAUACAUAUAUACCAGAAGAUUGUUUGGAUAGUAGUGACCUCGACCAGUAUUUGCCUUCGGAAACAAGUCAAACCUACCAGAAUAGUUACCCACCAAACUACGUAAAACACAGUGUAGAGGAAGAGGCUAACAAUAAUUACAAAAAUAAAAGGCUCUGUACUGAAAAUAUGAACCAUUCACAGCCCGUAGAAGGGUACGAAGAUACUGUAUCAUCUUCUGUGGGUCGAUAUCAUGAGUUACAACCAAGUUCUAUUGUUAAAGCUGAGCGAUUUGUUUCACCAAAUGCUUCUGUAAUGUAUAGUUAUCAGUCUGGUAUGUCUAUCGGUUCAACGUCUACUUAUUAUAAUGCUAACAGUCAUCACCAGUAUUUACCUUCGUAUCAGUAUUUACCGCAAAGAACAAUGUUCGGAACUUCUUCAGGAACAACCUAUAAUGCAGAAAACAAUACAGAACCCUGGGGUCACUACACAUUAUAAUUUGACUGACUUUUUACAAAUAAGUGCGUGAUAUUGCUAUAUUUAAGAAUUAUUUAUAACCUAUCUCUAUAUUUUUUUAAUUUGUACUUACUAUUCUUUUCGGUGCCACAAAAUGAAGACGAGCAAAUCUACAUAUUUUAACAUAUACAGUCCUACCGUGGAAUGGAAUUGUAGUUAUUUCAAAGCCAAAGAUUUUAGCGGUUUAAUUAAUGGAAAAGGAUGGGGAUAAUCAGAUUCUUGUGACUUUACAGAUCUAGAUAGAUUUAGGAGAUACACUGUUUUAGGUGUAUAUAUUAUUUAUGUACAUAUGAAUUGUGUUAAUAUCAAAUAUUUUUAUAAUAUAAAAGUGAAACUAUUUUUUAUUUAGAACUUAAUAUUACAAUAAAUACGUUUAAAGUGAAA